UUUUGUUUAAAGUUUUUAUAUUCAUACACAGAAUAUGGUAGUUUCCUUUCUUAGAUUGGCAGCUGUAUUACAUUUGCUAAGACAGUCCAGUCUCUUAAGUUAAUCGGGACUCACUCAGGACCUAUGUUUUGGACUUCCAACAACCAGGGCAUGUUAAGAGGGAGUGGGUCAACUUGUCCCUGACACAUGUUGUGAAUCUAACCACACAAUAGGAUCUAUUUCUGUAAAUGCACUAGGGUUAUCUCAGUACUUACCCUGAGCUAUUUCUCGUUCCCUUUCCCUCCCUCUCUUUAUCUAACACUCUAACCCACUUGCUCAAAAUCAUGGCGGACAGUAACAGCCGGGUCACUGUUAAGAGGAAAGAGAAGAAGGUAGAAAACAAAGCCAAGGAUGAGAAGGACAAAGAAAAGGAGAAGGGGAAGGGGAAGGAGAAAGUGGUGAAAAAGCCGGACAAAACUGUGAAACCUGUGAAACCUGUGAAACCUGUGAAAAAGGAAGAGACGACUCCUGAGCAGCCCAAGGUGGAGGAAGAGAAGACGAAUGGGGAAAGUGAAGGGGCAACGGGAGCUGAGCCUGAGGCAAACGUCAGUGAAGAAAAUGGAGAGUAUCAGCCCAUAGAACUGCCACCAUUUGAGAUUGUCACAGGGGAACAGAUGAGCCCGUUCUACUUCAAGUUUCAGUUCAGGAACGUUGAAUACUCCUCGGGGAGGAACAAGACCCUGCUGUGUUUCAGAGUGGAUACACCAGGAGGCAGCACAGAGCCUCUGAGAGGUUAUAUGGAGGAUGAGCAUGCCACAGCUCAUGCUGAAGAGGCCUUCUUUCAUCAGGUGCUCCCUGACCCUUCCCAAGAGUAUGAUGUCACAUGGUAUGUAUCAUCCAGUCCUUGUGUGGCUUGUACAGCUAAGUUGGCCAUCGUACUCCAGCAACGUAAGAAAGUCCAUCUCAGCAUGUUCAUCUCCCGUCUCUUUGAGUGGGAAGAGCCGGAGAUAGUAGAAGGGCUCCGAGCUCUGGCUAGUGCCGGCUGCAAACUGCGGAUGAUGAAGCCGUCUGACUUUGUACAUCUCUGGGAAACGUAUGUGGAGAAGGAGGAAGAGAUCUUUGAACCCUGGGAGGAUUGUCAGGAGAACUAUGAAUAUUAUGUGGAGAAACUGGCUGAUAUCCUCAAGUAGAUGUGCACAUGAUGGACAGGACAUCACCACUGAGUCACACUUGGACUUGACUUGCUAAACCCACACUGGUUGAAUGUGUUUUUUUUGCAGUUAUAUCAGAUAUUUUAGUUUGAAAGAACACUCAUUGCAACAUUUUGUAUUUUUUAUUUUGAUUAUUUCAUAGGAAGACAAAAUUGCUUGUAUGACAUUGUUAUUGCACACUUUAGAUAAAAAUAAGAAAAAAAUAACACUCAUUGCUGAAAGCUUUGGAGAAGACUAACUUACAUUCACGUACCUCUGGGGCAAGAUGCAUAACAUUCACGACUAACCGAUGUGUUCACACAAAGACAGACAAUUAUUUAUGUCCGAAA
Molecule: messenger RNA, 1519 nt
Organism: Trematomus bernacchii (emerald rockcod)
Lineage: Eukaryota; Metazoa; Chordata; Actinopteri; Perciformes; Nototheniidae
Gene: apobec2b
Product: apolipoprotein B mRNA editing enzyme, catalytic polypeptide-like 2b
Exons: 4
Coding region: 324-1169 (281 amino acids)
Biological process (GO): cytidine to uridine editing
Cellular component (GO): cytoplasm; nucleus
Molecular function (GO): RNA binding; cytidine deaminase activity
Source: RefSeq, a predicted model, not a curated record